Molecule: messenger RNA, 678 nt
Organism: Chaetomium fimeti
Lineage: Eukaryota; Fungi; Ascomycota; Sordariomycetes; Sordariales; Chaetomiaceae
Exons: 6
Coding region: 1-678 (225 amino acids)
Source: RefSeq, a predicted model, not a curated record
AUGGAGCGCGAGAAUAUUUACAAGAUUCCUCGAGCCAUACUUUUACGAGGAGAUGGUUCAUACCAAGACUCCAACGGGCUGUCGCAAGGAACUUUGCCAUCAAGGGUUAAAUACUGCGGCCGAUCGGUGACUGAUAAAGAGAACGCUCGUGAAGACCGGGAGUGCUUCCCGGCGAUCUCCAUGGAGACGGUUUCCGAAGGUGUCGAUAACCCUUCAUCAUCAGCAGAUAAGCGAGCAAGAGACUGGGUUCGGUCUCCGGGCCUGCUCUUGAUAUCAGUAGACGAUGUCGGAGACAGCCAGAGGUCCGGCGUGCGGGUUAUUUCGGGGUUCCAAAUACGGUUCGAGGAAAAGCAGGUCUCCGAGUAUUCGGGCUUUGGCUCCAGCUGCGGUGCUCAGUUCAACCUGCCAACCCCCACCCCUAACAUUCCGAGACAACCCAUGAAGUUGAUGGAACUGCUCAUCGAAGACGACCGGAAUGUUGACCGCCACUUGACCCCCAAAAACGUGUCGGUGACAUUCGCCGAGCCCCGAACGGCACCGGUGAACUGGACGAUUCCUGUACCUGAAGAGAUCUCGACGGUCUGGGACCGUUGCCUGGUACGGGUUGUCGGUGGUUUCAGAGUAGCGGAGAUCUCCGUCCUCGGCGGUCUUGCCGUGGUCACAAGACCAAUUUCCUAA